UUGCGUAGAUCGUCAAGCAAUAUGAAAUUCGUCCUGCUCAUCUUCAUAGUUCUCAUGAGUUUUGCCUGUUCAGCGGCUCAAUUUGGAUUCUGGAACGCCUUAGGUGAGCAGCAACAGCAGCAGCAGCAGCAACAGGAGGCUGGCUCGGGACAACAGCAGCAACAGCAGGUGGAGAAAUUUGAAAUAGACAGUCCAUUCGGUGGCGGCAUCGAAUUCAUCCAGGAGCAACAACAGCAGCAACAACAAUCAGUUGGCGGUGCUCAGCAGCAGCAGCAGCAAACGGAGGACGAGCUGCUAAUAAGAGGACCCUUUGGCGGCGGCAUCGAGCUGGAGCUAGGACAACAGCAACAGCAGCAGCAGCAAAAUGGCGGUGGGCAGCAACAAUAGCAGCAGCAGCA
This is a messenger RNA of Drosophila novamexicana, 398 nucleotides long. RefSeq names its product mastermind-like protein 2. NCBI's taxonomy places the organism in Eukaryota, Metazoa, Arthropoda, Insecta, Diptera, Drosophilidae. The record is from RefSeq and is a predicted model, not a curated record. The transcript is spliced from 2 exons. Bases 22 to 387 code for a protein of 121 amino acids.